GAUGCUGAUGGCUGUACACUACUGCAUUUAGCAGUGGGGCUAGAAGAUACUCCUAGUAAUGAGGCUGUUGUUGCCCUUUUGUUGCAACAUGGGGCAAAUCCAAAUAUCAGGUCCAUUGAUGGUCUUACCCCUGUACACAUCAGUGUUUUAUGGGGGAAUGUUUUAUCUUUGAAAUUGUUAUUAUCAUUUGGAGGAAAUCCAUGGCUGAAAGACAGUGGUGAGAAAGAUGCAUUUCAGAUGGCUUUAGAAACACAAGAAUCAAAGUGUAUUCAAGUCUUAGAAGAGUUUGUAAGAAGUCAUAACUUCAGCACUAGAAUCUCUCUGGGAUCAGAUGUGUCACAAAGAUCAUCCUUUUGUAGCUCAACAGGCAUUCAGUUGCAUGAAGCUGGAGAUGCAUGUGCCUCAUUUGCUGUUUUCUCCUCUUCAGUGUUGUCUUCUGAAUAUCUUACCUGCUCUCCACCUCAAGAAAAAAAACACAGUAUGUGGAAUGAGAAUGCAAAUGAAAAUAUAUGCAAAAAACUAAAAGAUUUGUUCCUAACUGAAAGUUCUAAUGUUAGUUGUACAAGAAAAGAAAACUGUCUUCUUGCUGUUGAACAACCUAAGCAAAGUAGUUUCUUUCCUUGUAUUUUUGACCUUGGUGGUGGUGGAGACACAAUAGAAACUAAAAGAUUAAAUUGUGAAAUAAAAGAGGAUAUUAUGAUCUCAGCUAAUGAUAUAAAACUAUUAGGAACUCAGCAAGAUAGAAAUUCAUCUUCUUAUAAUGCAAGUAUCUCUUCUUUUAGCUCCCAGAGCACAUCAAGUCCAGUGAGGAUAUUAUCUCUGUCACCACAGGUCCAUGAUAUUGGAUUUUGUAGUCCAGGGUCUCCUACAGGCAAUCGUUUAGAUGGUAUACAUUAUCUUAGUCCUCGUGAAAAUGCAGCUGUAGUGUUACGAAACAACUCCAGGCUAUCAGCUUCCCUUGGGAAACCAUCUUGUCAUUGGAAUUCUGGUAGUUCUGGUGAUGAAGGAGUUCAAGAAUAUUUGUAUACAGAUGAAGAGGAAGGAAUUGCUCUGAUUGAACGACAUUAUCCAUGUAGCAACCCUAGUAGUUUCACAAAUUCUUCAUCAUCAAGUGACACUGUAAUUGUUCCACUAGACCUUCAAAAACUUAAUAACAGUGAAAUAAGAAAGCAACUUCUUGAUCUUGGAGACAAUCCUGGUCCAGUUCAGGACAGUACUAGACAAGUCUACCUACACAGGUUGACAAGACUCAAGUCAGGUGUUGUCCAAGUCAGCAGUCCCCUCUUACCAAAUUACCCCCCAGAAAUUUCACAUGUUUUGGAAAGUAGAUUGGACUUUGUUCAAGCUGCAGUUUUGGAGAAAGACAUGUGCAAUGAUUUUGAUAAUCCUGGUCCUAAAACAAAAUGGAGAGAAGGCACACAGAAAACUUCAUUCAAUUAUCUUCUACUUGAUCCCCGAGUAACCAGAAACCUCCCUGGACGAGCUUUACUGUUGAGUUUUAGUGAACAGUUUCAAGCGUUCAUUAAUGCAAUCUUUUAUGUUGGAAAAGGAACAAGAGCCAGACCUUACAGUCACUUAUAUGAAGCCAUCAAGAUACUAAAUGAUCCUGUAAAUAAGCCUAGUACCAAAGUUCAACAUAUAUUAGACAUAUGGGCUAGUGGUGAGGGAGUUAUCUCCCUUCACUGCUUUCAGAAUGUAAUCCCAGUAGAGGCCUAUACAAGGGAAGCUUGUAUGGUUGAAGCACUUGGACUCUCAAAUCUUACGAACAUUAAACGAGGUGACUUUUAUGGAGUAGCAGCAACUUUUAAUGACAAGAAGAAGCGUCAGCUUGGAGCUUUCUUUCUCUUUCGAUCUUUGCACAUAUUUCUAAAUGAAGGAGAACGUCAGUUAAAGCCUUUUGAUAUCAGAUAA
Messenger RNA from Limulus polyphemus (Atlantic horseshoe crab), 1911 nucleotides. Its product is annotated as ankyrin repeat and LEM domain-containing protein 1-like. Gene Ontology annotation, molecular function: endonuclease activity; protein binding. The record is from RefSeq and is a predicted model, not a curated record. The annotation marks the transcript as partial. The transcript has 6 exons. NCBI's taxonomy places the organism in Eukaryota, Metazoa, Arthropoda, Merostomata, Xiphosura, Limulidae.